AUGAUUUCUACCGAGCAUAAUUAUCUCAACGGGAGCGAUCAACACAAAUGGCUGGAAGAUGAUCUCGCUAAUGUUGACCGGAACAAGACCCCAUGGGUCAUCGUUACUGGUCAUAGGCCGAUGUACACGUCCUGCGCCUUAGACAAGUUCAACGGGGAUAUCGCCGAGGAGCUAAAAUCUAAUGUGGCUCCUUUGUUUAAGAAGUACAAUGUAAGCAUCUACUUCACUGGCCACAUACACGCUUAUACUCGUACUUCUGCUAUUGACGGCACGGUCCACAUUCUAGCUGGCUCGGCGCGAUUCUUGAACCUUGUAUGUCCAAUUGGCACCAUGCCUCAUGUGGAGAAGGCUUUAAGUGUGAUUGGUUACAUUGAGCUCGACGUUGUGAGCAGGAGUGAACUCCGUGGGACAUUCUGGGGAUAUAAUGUCACUAGUGGGGAGGUGACUGUACAGGAUACUUUCAUAGUUGGAAGUUAG
Perkinsus marinus ATCC 50983 is the source of this 477-nucleotide messenger RNA. RefSeq lists its product as hypothetical. Bases 1 to 477 code for a protein of 158 amino acids. The transcript has a single exon. Gene Ontology annotation, molecular function: hydrolase activity. The record is from RefSeq and is a predicted model, not a curated record. Lineage: Eukaryota; Perkinsozoa; Perkinsida; Perkinsidae.